This is a messenger RNA of Miscanthus lutarioriparius, 1089 nucleotides long. The record is from the annotation of a GenBank genome assembly. Lineage: Eukaryota; Viridiplantae; Streptophyta; Magnoliopsida; Poales; Poaceae.
AUGUCGGCAGUGACGGCAGAAGCUACGGAACAGAUGGCGCGGCGAUGGUGUGAGAAAAUACUGCACAGCGGUGCUCGUCAAGCAGCGGAGAUACAAGUGGACCGCGCCAUCUGCGACCUGACCGCAGAAAUCAUCGGCCGCGCCGCUUUCGGCACCAGCCACCAGGAAGCCAGCGAGGUCCUCGUCCUGAUGCACGAGAUGCAGAAGAUGGGCGCCGCGGCCAUGUUGGAUGGCCCCAUACUCUGGCAUCUGCCGACUCGGCGCAACCUAACGGUGCGACGUCUGGACAAGCUGUUGAGGAGCAAGAUCACGGCGAUGAUGGCGGCGCGGGUGGCCGCCGCCAAUUGCGGCGGUGGCUACGGCGACGACCUGCUCGGGCUCCUGCUGGAGGCGUGGUCGCCGGAGCCGGAGCGGCAAGCUGGGAGCGACGACGACGAAGGGACGACGACGACGCUGACCACCGGGGAGGUGAUCGACGAGUGCAAGACCUUCUUCGGCGCCGGGCAGGAGACCACCGCCACCCUCCUCGUGUGGACCGUGUUCCUGCUCAGCACGCACCCGCAGUGGCAGGACAAGGUCAGGGAGGAGGUCCUCCGCGAGUUCCCCGGCGGCGACGGCGACGUUCCCAACUCCGACACCCUCUCCAGACUCAAGUUGCUUCACAUAGUUCUGCUGGAGACGCUGAGGCUCUACCCGCCGAUCGUGUACAUACAACGGACGACCGCCUCAGACGCCGUGCUCAGGGGCAUCGAGGUGCCCGGGGGCACCGUGAUAUCGAUCCCCAUCGGCCUACUGCAGCGGGACAGGGAGGUGUGGGGCUCCGACGCCGACGAGUUCAACCCCUUGAGGUUCAGCAAUGGCGUCGCCAGAGCCGCCAUGGACCCACACGCGCUGCUGUCUUUCUCGCUUGGCCCGAGAGCCUGCACUGGCAAGAGCUUCGGCAUCAUCGAAGCACAGAUCGUCAUGGCGGUCAUCCUCAGGAAGUUCACCUUCUCCCUCUCCCCGACGUACGUUCACAAGCCCAAGUAUGUCGUCUCCUUGACUCCCAAAUGUGGGAUGCCUCUCAUCUUCAAGAGCCUCCAUGGGUGA